GUCUCUUGUGCCAUCCAUCAAUUGAAGUUCGUUCAUGCACAUUUGCAACAAUCUUGGAUGAAGAAGCCACCAGUGAGUUCGGAAACUUGUAGACGCCAUUUUCACAUGCACCUUUUAGUAGAAUCACUCCCGUUGUUUGAUCCUUCACAAUAAAAUAAAAUGGGUGAAAUUCAACAAAAACAUUAUUUUGUUUAGUGAAGUGAUGCACAGAAAUUAAGUUUUUGUGAAGAUUGGGAACACAAAGUGUAUCACGAAGGUAAAAUGUCUUUGUAGGUGAGUGUAAGGCUAAUGAACCAACGUGUGAGACUACCAAACCUGUACCAUCACCAAGAAUAACUUCGUCAGUUCCACAAUAUUCAGAAUGAUUUGUCAAAUUUGUAGGGUCACUAGUAAUAUUAUGGGAAGCUGCUGAAUCCAUAAGCCAUUUAUUGUCAGAUGCAUUGGUUGUGGCGGUGCAAUUUGCCAUCAGAUCAUUUGACUGCAGCUGUGGGCAAGACUUUGCUAUGUGACCUAGUUGGUCACAAAACUGACAUUUGGGCUGAAAACGCCUGUUAUUAGACCGGCCCCAAUUGUUAGAUCGACGCUGGUCCUUCUGCUGAGCAUUUGAAUCACGGGCUGAGCCCUGUUGACGAGAAGGUCCAUAGGCCUUGUGAGAACCCUUCGACUGGUGCGAACCAGAAUGGUUGUUUCGCCUGGCCGUGAAAUUCGCAGUAGCAAGGAGCUGCUGUGCCGUCACCUCCAUCCUGUGGAGGUAGUUUUCGUGACUGACGAGGAGGUCAUGUAACUCCUCAAAUGCAAGAGAUUUCUCUCUUGCCCUAAUUGGAGCAGCAAUAUCUCUGAAAUCGGGACCCAAUCCGUUCAAAACGUAGAGAGUGAGAUCAUCAUCCGAGAUGGGGUGAUCGAUGAUGGCGAUUUCAUCAGCAAGUGCUUUCACUGCAUGGAGAUAGUCUGGAAUCGAGCGAUUCCCUCGCUGGAUCAAGGUAAUUUCUUCCUUGAGUUGCAUUGCCCUUGUGCGAGAACGAUUUGCAUACAAUGUUGUCAAUUUCUUCCAUGCCUCAUGGGAGGUUUUUGUCGUAGCAAUGAGAGGAGUUAUGGUAGUGGAUGUCGAAGCAAGGAUUGCACUUAGGAUUAGUUUAUCUUGUCUAGUCCAGUGCGUUUUUUGGUUGGAAGAUGAAGGGGUGCCAUCGGACGAUGGACACUGUGAAGUGCCAUCAACAUAAUCCAUGAGGUCGUAGCCAAUGAGGAGUGCUUCAAAUUGAGCACGCCAUUGGGGGAAGGUUGAGGGUGUAAGUUUCUCAUUAAUUUAAGCAGUGAUAUUGAAAACAACAAGUGGAUUUUCUGUGGUAGAGAAGAGUUGAGCAUUUGGAGUUGGGAUUGGGGAAGACAUGAUGGCGUUUUGGAUCGGAAUCUCGUUAGAGUCUGGUUUGCUCUGAUACCAUAUAGAAACACUGCAAGGAUAUUAAAAUGGAAGCUUUCACCUUAUAUUAUAUUGAAACUUUACAGAGUAAUAUAUACAAGUCUGUGAUCUUACAGCAGUAAAUUCCUAGGAUAUACAUCAGUUACAAUAUUUCAAAAACAGAAAACGUAUGACAGCAAAUAUUCUACAGUGAACAAUGCUGGAACAACUAUAGCUAAAGAAAGCACGGAUUUCACUGCCGAGGAUUUCUCAACUUUAAUGAUUACCAAUUUUGAGUCAGCUUAUCAUCUAUCUCAACUUGUACAUCCCCUAUUAAAAGCAUCUGGAAAAGGGAGAAUUGUCUUUGUUUCCUCUGUAGCAGGCCUAAUAGCUCUACCUCGAUGUUCUAUUUAUGGAGCGACUAAAGGAGCAAUGAAUCAAGUGACAAAGAACUUGGCGUGUGAGUGGGCAAAGGACGAUAUUCGUGUGAAUGCAGUUGCGCCAUGGAUUAUCAGAACCCCACUAAUCGUUGCUCUGGAAGAAGAUCCCCAAUCAAAGAAAAAUGUAACUCAGCUAAUAUCCCGCACUCCUAUUACCCGUGCCGGAGAGCCUAAUGAGGUUUCAUCAGUGGUAGCAUUCUUAUGCCUCCCAGCGGCUUCAUAUGUCACCGGGCAGGUUUAUUGCGUUGAUGGAGGAUACACUGUCAACGGGUUCUAG
Messenger RNA from Pistacia vera, 2113 nucleotides. RefSeq names its product tropinone reductase homolog. The transcript is spliced from 4 exons. The coding region runs from base 1676 to 2113 and encodes 145 amino acids. The record is from RefSeq and is a predicted model, not a curated record. NCBI's taxonomy places the organism in Eukaryota, Viridiplantae, Streptophyta, Magnoliopsida, Sapindales, Anacardiaceae. Gene Ontology annotation, molecular function: oxidoreductase activity.